UAGAAAUAACUAUAAUAAUAUAGGACAUAGAUAGGUACAGUGCUACAGUUAGUAGUUGAUCCAAUUCCAAACAUUCGAUAACUUCUUUUUUGGAACAUCAAUAAAUAUUUUACCUAUUUAUUAUUUAAAUUUUAAAUAUAUUUAUUAGAUUAGAAAAACCUAAAAUAAGUCACUUUAUAUUAUCUUGUUAUUAUUAGGUAUAAAAAUCAAGUGCAUAACUUGCUACAAUACAGUUUUGUUUUUUUACUUUUAAAUCACUAGUCAGUGAAUAACUAGUUCAUAUUUGUCAGGUAGACUGAAAGCAUUAACUUUGCAGUCAUAAUAAUAUAUUCUAUACACUAUGUCUCCACCAACUAUAAGGUCGUCUCAAGGAAAUACAGCCAGUCAGACGCAAGGGCCACAAUAUGCUAAAGUAUUUGUUCAACGAGACUAUUCUGAUGGCACAACUGUGAAAUUUAUGACGAGUUUCCCACAAGGACUUGAAAACAAAAUCGAGCGAACAGUUUUUGAAUAUACAAUCAAUCAGUUGAAUACUUAUUUCGCUGAAGCUGAAAAGGCUUCAUGUAAGACAUACUGUGAAGGCUGUUUUGCGUGUUUCACAGUGUAUACAAUGUUUUUGUGUGCAGAUACACAUUAUGAAAAAUGUUUACGAAAAGUUGGAAAAUUUAUAGUCGAACAGAAUGAAAUGGUCUAUUUACCAAGAGGUUUGCUGCUUACCAAUCCUGCUGAACGAGGUUUAAGAAUUAUUGAAAUCACUAUGCUAGAUCAACCUAUAGUGGCCAGAACAUGACUCACAUUAUCCGUUUCGACGGAAGAAUUCUUCAUGUGAAAAUUGUCUAAAAAUAUUUGUUGAGUGUUAUACAAAUACUAUAGUCAUACAAACAAAAUGUCAAUCUUACAAUGGUUUU
Molecule: messenger RNA, 908 nt
Organism: Myzus persicae (green peach aphid)
Lineage: Eukaryota; Metazoa; Arthropoda; Insecta; Hemiptera; Aphididae
Product: golgin subfamily A member 7
Exons: 4
Coding region: 341-790 (149 amino acids)
Biological process (GO): peptidyl-L-cysteine S-palmitoylation; protein targeting to membrane
Cellular component (GO): palmitoyltransferase complex
Source: RefSeq, a predicted model, not a curated record